UUUUUGAAUCAGUUAAGCAUAAACUCUCAGUCGGUUCGGUUAAGAUUGUCAAUUUAGGCUUUGCCAACUCGUAACGGUCAAGAUACAAAAUAAGAAGAAAAAAAUAAAAUAAAUAGAAGGAUACUAUUUUAAUAGCGUACUUAACACGAGUAUUUUUUUGUUUUGUCGAUAAAUUCUAUUUAACAGUUAAAUUUUUAAAUGAAACGAUUAUUUAGCUAACGGAAAAAUAAUUUGAAUUCUUAAAUUUGAAUUUUGAUUUUGUUUUGCAAAAAUUAACAACGAAACACAACCAUGACUGAAACAUAGCCUGAAAAAAUAAAAUUAUUUAAUAUUUUGUGCGUUUGUUUUGAGAGCUUUUUAAGUGUUCUUUUGUUGUGUUAGUGUUAAAAAAUUAUCAAAUAAGUUUAAAUUUAUAUUAAAACAAAAAUCCUAAAUCCUGCAUCAAAAUGGAAAAUAUUACAUCAAAUUUUGAUUAUGCUGCUGAAAUUGUCAAAGUUGCAUUUGAAGAAUUAAACACACAUCAUUUAUCUGGAAAUUAUUCAGGAUUGAUACCGAGAUAUUAUUGGCUGGUCGAAGAAGAAUAUGGAGAUCCAAGAGCGAAAAGGUUUCCCUUAAUGGAUAAUCCCCUGCCUACCUUCGGUCUAGUCGGAAUUUACCUGUCAUGGGUUUUAUAUUUUGGUCCAAUGUUCAUGAGAGAUAGAAAACCAUUCCAACUGCGACAAACAUUGAUUGUGUAUAACGCAUUUCAGGUUCUAUUGAGUGGUUACAUGUUCUAUGAGCAUCUUAUGGCUGGAUGGUUGAACUUGUACAAUCUUAAAUGCCAACCCGUCGAUUAUUCAGAUGGACCAAUGUCAAAACGGAUGCUGAAUUUGUGCUACAUUUACUAUCUAUCAAAACUGACUGAAUUUGCGGACACAAUAUUCUUUGUGUUAAGAAAAAAGACAUCACAAAUAACUUGGCUGCAUGUGUACCAUCAUUCGUUAACUCCACUAGAAACAUGGGUUUUGGUUAAAUUCAUUGCAGGUGGAAAUGCAACAUUCCCAAAUCUUCUUAACAACUUCGUCCAUGUUUGUAUGUACUUCUAUUACAUGAUGUCUGCAAUGGGCCCUGAAUACUCCAAAUUCUUGUGGUGGAAAAAAUAUAUGACUGAACUUCAAAUUGCUCAAUUUGUUUUGUGCAUAGGACACACCAUCCGCGCCCUCUUCUCAACGCAAUGUAAAUUCUCAAAGUUCAUUUCAUCGCUUCUGCUCCUGAACUCAGCUAUUUUCUUCUGUUUGUUCAUGAAUUUCUACAUUCAAAGUUACAAAAAGUUAGUCACCCUGCAACAGGAGGCUGCUUUGAAAAAAAGUCAAGAAGCUGUGAAAGCUGUGGAAGGAGUUAAACAAAAAGCCAAUUAACCAAAACAACAAAAGAUGCAACUGAAAAUUAUAUUAAUAAACAUCCAUUAGGCUGGAUUUUAGAAUGACUGACUGAUAAAUUUCCAUAUUUUCUUCAAUUUUGAAUUCAUUGAUUGUCUCAGCAAAACAAAAACUAGAAAUAAAUUGUUAAAAUUCGAAAAUGAAGAAUAAUUGUGGUAUUUUGUUAGUUAUUGUUUUUAUCCAGAAUUAGACUUUUGUAAAAUAUCUUCUUUAUUUUUACCUUAGAAUUGAUUUUUUUCGUAUAUAAAAAUGAAAACUAAAUAAAAUUUUAAGUUAAAUAAAAAUAAGUAGGUAUUUUUAUAAUAUUGUCACAAAAUCAAAAAAAAACUUGUUGGUUGUGUAAAUUAAUCACAAAUUAUAUAUAAAUAGGUUUUUAAAAUGUUAUAAUAUUCUUAAUUAUUUUAAAUAAUAAAUAAGACAUAAAUAAAAGAAAAAUAUAAAAAUAAACAAAACAAUAGACUAAAUAAUAUAUACCUUACAUAAAAUUUAAGCUAAAUAUAUAGUAAACAAAUAUUGUUAAAAUAUUUACAAGAGAUUUUUAAAUGUAUAAUUAAUAUUUCUGUAAAUAUUUAAAAAUUAAAAAAAAAAAAAGAAAAAAGCAAUAAAACAUGGGUGUUUUUAAAAAGACAUCCAUGUUUAUCUACAAAGUACAAUAUAUUUUCAAGAGUAAAAUAAAUAGAAUAUUUUUUUAAAUAUACAUAAAUAAAAUAUUAUAUAUCAAAGCUUGGAAAGCUUAUGACGACCUUGCCGGACCGAAAUAUUGUAAAAGAAAUUUUAAUAAUUUAAUUAUUAUUUCUUUCUUAAAAAAAAACUUAUUUUAUUAAUAAUUCUUGUAUUUGUUUGUUCGAACUUUUUUUUUUAAUUUGUUUUCUUUGUAUAAUGUUUAUCCUAGUCUUAAAUCGAACAAUAAAAUGUGUAGAUUAUUAUAAAAAUAAGUUUUUAUAAAACGGAAAUAAAAAUAAAUUGGAACGAAUUACAACAAAAUUAUUUAGUUCUUAAACAAAUUGUUCAGUGCCUUUUCUUUUUUAUUUCAUUGAUUGUAUACGUAACUUAAAGAGCAUUUUGCGAUCUAUUGUUAUAUGAAACUAUUUUUUAGCUUCGAGUUUAAUGGAAGAUAGAAAUUUAUAAGAUCUUUAUUGAAUUAAUUAAGAAAAGACACUGAAAAAUUUGCCAAUAAUAAUUAGUUAAUUAACCAGAAUUUUGCAAUAAAAUGAUUCUUUUUAUUACUUGUUAAAAA
Messenger RNA from Eupeodes corollae, 2655 nucleotides. Its product is annotated as elongation of very long chain fatty acids protein 7. The record is from RefSeq and is a predicted model, not a curated record. NCBI's taxonomy places the organism in Eukaryota, Metazoa, Arthropoda, Insecta, Diptera, Syrphidae. Gene Ontology annotation, biological process: fatty acid elongation, monounsaturated fatty acid; fatty acid elongation, saturated fatty acid; sphingolipid biosynthetic process. The transcript has 6 exons. Gene Ontology annotation, molecular function: fatty acid elongase activity. Gene Ontology annotation, cellular component: endoplasmic reticulum membrane. The coding region runs from base 447 to 1397 and encodes 316 amino acids.